GUUUUGGGUUAACAUUGCGCCAAAAAUCUCCUUGUUUCCCUUUUUCUUGCUCCGGAGUGAUUUUCCAUUCAUUCUCUUGUUUUAUUAAUUGAAAAUUGAGUAAUUAGUGUUAAAAAAGCAAAAUGGAUCAAUAUCCAACUGCAGAGGAAGAGUAUGAGAUGAUGUACGGGGAUGAGUUGGAAAUGAUGGAUGACGAUUUGGAUUAUCCAGAAAAUCCACCUCCAGCAGCUGUGGAAAAUGUUCCAAAUACUCAACCACCGCAGCGGAGGACACAGGAAAUCUUUCCAGAUAGCCCGGCAUUGUCGCAAAUCUCCCGGAUUGAUAGUAUAAAUCGCAGACUCUUUGAUGAGAGUGUUUCCCUGCCCAAUGCUUCAACACCUCUAGCCAAUAGGAGUACGUUGAUGGAAAAUGAGGAAAUCCCAGCGAAUCCUGGUGCAAGAAAGCGUCGCCUUGACCUGUACGGGGAGAACUUAUUCAGUCCCGGUUGGCAGAUGCGGCAGCAGCAGAAGAAGCAGAAACGCGAGGAAGACAGAGACACCCGGAUGAUUGAGCAAAUUCUCACUGCACGUAAACUAACUCACGAUAUGGCCAAUUGUAAGGGGAGCAAUUUGACGCGUCUGGAGCAACUACAUCGCUUCAAGAUGCAAAAUCUCUCCUACCUCCUGCCCAAUUAUCCCUUCCAGGCGCUUUCCCGUAGCGAUGGGGAGCGCAUUUAUGUCCGAACACACAAUGAGGAAUUUAUGGAGAAGGCAUUGGAGGAAGUGGGGGCUCAAGGGAGGCCAUUGGAUUCCCUUUUAGGGGAUGCAAAGACACAAAUAUGGGAUGAAGCUCGAGAAAUUAUCCUCCGUCGCAGCAGUACUGAGGAGAAACCCUCGGAAGUUGCUGAAGAAGUUAUUCCUGGAGUUCAGCGAGAUCUCUGGGUGGAGAAAUAUCGCCCUAGACGGUAUAGAGAUCUCCUAUCGGAUGAGACAACCAACCGAUGCCUUCUGCAGUGGCUCAAAAUGUGGGAUAAAGUUGUCUUUAAUCGUGAUGUGGAGGUGAAGGCAGCUCCUGGAAAGCCCCUGAAUACAUUCAAUAAGCAAACAGGGAGAUUUGAGAGCAAUGGUGGGUGGAAGAAGUCUUUCCGGACAAGGAAUAAUCUCCUCACGGACAGGGAUGCCCUUGGGAGGCCUCUGCAGAAAAUUGCCUUACUUUCGGGUGCUCCGGGACUCGGGAAGACCACCCUGGCGCACGUUAUAGCUCACCAUGCGGGGUAUUCCGUGAGGGAAGUUAAUGCAUCCGAUGAGAGGACUCCGGAAGCAUUCAGACAAGUCCUCGAGGAUGGGACACAAAUGAAAUCUCUGCUGGAGAAGGAAAAUCGUCCCAAUUGCCUGGUUUUCGAUGAAAUUGACGGAGCUCCGGCAGCUUCUAUUGAGCUUCUCAUUCGAUUCGCCUCGGACGCCAUGGCUCCCGCACAGAAGGGGAAGAAAGGUGCCAAAGUGUCCAAGAAUGUCCUCAAAAGGCCAAUAAUUUGCAUUUGCAAUGACAUCUACACCCCAUCGUUGCGUCAGCUCCGUCAAAUGGCACUCGUGGUGACUUUCCCGCCACUAAAUAGUGAAAGAUUGGCUGAGAGAUUGCUCACAAUUGCCAGCCAGGAGGGUGUAAAGACGGAUUUUGGGGCAUUGCUGUCGUUGUGUGAGAAAACGGGCAAUGAUAUUCGCUCGUGCAUCUCAAUGAUUCAAUUUUUUAGCGCCACAAAGAAGCCCCUGAUGCUCAGCGAUGUUCUCCGUGGGAAUAUCGGGCAGAAGGAUCAGCACAAGGGGCUCUUUGCCAUCUGGGCCAGUAUCUUCCAGACGCAGCGACAGAAGCCGCCUGUCUUUGAGGAGAAUCCCACAGAAGUGGCCCAUCGGCGACCAUCGAAGCUGGACACCAUUGUGAGCAUUGUCCAAUCCGGAGGGGACUACGAGCGCCUAACACAGGGUGUCUUUGAGAAUUAUCCCCUGCAGAAGAUUUCCGAUGUUACCAUGCUCAAUACAGCCGAAGUGACGGAUUGGUUCGUCUUCUCGGACCUCCUGCAGCGAAUGAUUAAUCAGCUGCAAAACUACACCAUCUACCCGUACCUCCCCUACACAUUCGCCAUGUGGCACAACCUCCUCGCCACCCUCCAGCGUGCCAACAUUUCCUUCCCAUCUAAAGGAUUCGAGGCUUCGCAGAAACUUCAAACCCAUCGAAUGCUGAUGAUUGCCAUGAGGAAGGGACUUGGUAACAAUGUGAGGGGUAUUGGUGAUGGAUUUGUGAUGCUAAUGGAUGCUCUUCCGCUUAUCCGACGAAUUCUCAGUCCUAACAUUCGUUCAGUUUCGCUGCAUUUGCUCACGCCGAAGGAUCGUUCUGACCUUCAGCAUGCCGUUGAAGUGAUGGCAGAUCUUGGGGUGAAGUUUAUGCAGAUAAAGGGCGCCGAUGGGACGUUCAAGUACCAAAUGGAGCCAGACAUUGAGCUCCUCAGCAUCUUCAGGGGUUCCACCGAUGAUAGCCCCCUGAGCUACUGGACACGUCAGCUCAUUGCGCGUGAAGUGGAUUUGGAGAAUAUGCGACGAGCCAAGCCAAAACUUGGGGAAAUCAUCGUGAAGAAGAAGCCCCAAAUGCCAAAUCAUCUGCAGUGCCUUCAACCGCGGAAAGUUGAGAAAGUUUCCAAAUACAAGGAAAUGGUCGUGAAGGAUUUUUUCGGGCGUGUUGUGACGAGAAAGGCUCCUCUGUCCAUUAAGGAGGGUGGCAGCGAUGGUAUCGUUAAGAGUCCCAUUUGGUAUCGCUUCAAGGAGGGCUACAACAAUGCAGUCCGCAAGGAUAUAACCCUUUCCGAUCUCAUCUGAGAUGAUCAGCGCAAUAAUUCUUUAUUUAAUGCAAAAAAAUAUCAAAUAAUAUAAAUUUAUUUCUGCACAGUC
Messenger RNA from Lutzomyia longipalpis, 2918 nucleotides. RefSeq names its product chromosome transmission fidelity protein 18 homolog (gene cutlet). The transcript is spliced from 4 exons. The record is from RefSeq and is a predicted model, not a curated record. Gene Ontology annotation, molecular function: ATP hydrolysis activity; ATP binding. Lineage: Eukaryota; Metazoa; Arthropoda; Insecta; Diptera; Psychodidae. Bases 123 to 2846 code for a protein of 907 amino acids.